UCAGCCUUCUAUCUUUGAGCUAGCUUUCAUUGUCUGAUGACUUAUUAGUAGAAGCAUCUCACCACUUCCGAAGCACUCCGAUCGCCCCUCCAUUACUCAGAUCUAAAAAAACAGGCUGCGUCCCAGUAGUUCAAGAGAGCAUAAGUACGAAGCCACCAAUAGUCUUGUUCUUGAGAAAAUGGACGAUAUCGCUUUGCCCGAGUCUUUUUCCUUUUCCUACCAACGUUAAUCGGUCUCGGACUAUGCAACAGUCCGACACACUUCAAUGUUUCAUACAAGACCAAUAUGCCUCAAAAUAUGGAGCGGACCCGAAAGGCUGGACGCGGGAUGUCCGUGGGCCCGUCGACCCGGUCUAUCUCCAUCCUUCUUGAGAGCAAGACCGAUCUGGCGACCGAGUUCAGAUACAGAUAGGUGGCUAGGGUGGCCAGUGGCUUUCCCAACGGACCAGGUUUUCAACGGGCGGCCCGAAGACAUCAACAACCAUACGUUGUCAGACAAACAUGGGGUAGUUGACAUCAGACACAGCGGUCGAUCUAACUACUGUAGUAGAUGUCCAGAGGAGCGGUCUAAUAAUCUUUGAAGGCCUACUACACGUCAUGAUCAGAAGAUUCACAGGCAAUGCCUAGAUCAGGCUCCCCAGGCCACUAGGAACUCGUCUUGCUGCGGCUAUUAAUAUGUAACACCAGACUGAAGAGUCUUCGGUUUUAGAAGUACUUACGGUUGUUUGGCACAAACCUAGGUAGUUGCGUACGUAUUCAGGUACGAAUUACAGAUCCCAUUUCGAUCGAUCGAAUGCGUCUACCUAUUUACUAGCUAUGCCUGACAUACUCACACGCCUGCAUAGUCCGCUUUUUCUCGUGUCACCGGUUCUGUUGUGCCUAUAGCCCUGAUGUGAGCAGCCUAAAGUCUAACAGCCAGGCGGAUUACAGAAGAGCCCUGAUGGUGUGACGAAGCGCAGUAAGAUGACGAUCAUCGUGAUGAGAGCAGUGCAAAGCCACUAAAUAAUACAGAGUACCUCCUUUUCAGAGCUAUUACAAAAUGUGUUUUGGUGGAAUUGUUGUGUUACAAGAGUUCUGGCAGAGUUUAGUUGAGGUACUGUAGAAUCGAGUGGGUGAGGUGAUUUGAGAAUAAGAUUACAGAACCUACUACACACGUACAAUGAUGCCGUGGCCGAGAUAGGGUCCAUCAGGAGAAGGGGAGCUGAUGCACAGACGAGUCUUCCAUCACACAUGAUAACACGUGUGUAUGUUAGAGCUGAGUUGACCAGGCUUCAGUAAUUCACAAAUCACUUGACUUUUUCAUAACCUAUUUGCCCAACUUCCUCGUUGGUUUAGCUCGCCCUGCAAGGCCGCCGUGUUUGUCCUUGUUGUUGCGCGGAAAUUGGCUAGGAUCGGCUCCAUGGAUUACCGGCCUGGAAUGGAAUAAAAGAAAGGAUAUCAGCGCCGUUGAACCGGUCACACUAUGUAAGGUAGUUUGUUCGAGGCAGUUGAAUAAUACAUAGCUGCAAACUCCUUUGCCCA
Messenger RNA from Fusarium verticillioides 7600, 1520 nucleotides. RefSeq lists its product as hypothetical. NCBI's taxonomy places the organism in Eukaryota, Fungi, Ascomycota, Sordariomycetes, Hypocreales, Nectriaceae. The coding region runs from base 266 to 580 and encodes 104 amino acids. The transcript has 2 exons. The record is from RefSeq and is a predicted model, not a curated record.